AUGAACCCUGCAAUGAAGAGCUCCUGCGUUCAAUCCCGAAGAAGGAUACCAGCUUGGAAUCAUCAUUACCAUCAUUCAUUGGUUUUGUUACUACUCCUACAACUGUUCAGCAAUUCGGUAGUAUCCGCCUACACUUGUACUUUUUCGGGGCACCAUACAAGUCAUGGAACAAAGCCAUCCCUAUUGUGCCGACACGGAACCAAGAGUAGCAGUGGGGUCUUUGAUGCCAGACGAAUCACGAUACUGUAUUCGUCAACCGAACAAGAAGCAGAUGGUUCGGUAAACACGGCGGUAUCCACGCAACAUGGCGACGACGACAACAACGACGACAAUGCUGUGCAAACUACAGAAGAAGACGGCGAACGCUAUGCCAGCUCCAAGUUGAAACGAUUGUUGCAACGCAUGAGGGACGUCGCACCGAGACUGCGAAUACGGCUGCCAGCCUUCAUGGCACGCAUGAGGUCGAUAGAAGAGUUGGAAUCAUCCUCCGACGCUGCCCCGGAGGGAGAGAAAGGUCUUGGUGACGAAAAUAUUAUGGAAGAUAUUGAGGAAGAUGUUGAGGAAGAUGAUGAGGAAGAAGAAUCGGAUGGUCGAAGUGUCACUGCAGCAAGUCACGUUGACUUGUCCGGCAUCUGGCGUCCCAUUGUUACUCCUCAUUUCAAAGCGCAAUACGAUCAAUAUCUCCAAAAUUGCAGUCAAUCGUUCAUGUUUCGAAAGGUCGUUGUCAAUGGAAUUUCCUUGCAAAAAGAAACCAUUAGUCAAUUGGAGAAUGGAGCGAAUUUGCAAAUUGUGGCGUCGAAUCCCGCCGGAAAUUGGAAUCGGACCUUGGUGGCAUCCUCCGCUCAAGAUCCAAGGAAUGUCACUAUGCAAGAUCCGGAUGGUGAUAGAGUCGAGGUGGAAGCCUGGUGGGAAGAUGAUGGAAAAGUCCACAAAUCAUGGUUACGCAACAAGCCACGGGUGUUGGGGGGAGCGUUUGAAACAGCUCGGUAUCUUUCCAAAGAAGAUCCAAACAUCUUAAUCUGCGACUCGGUCUUUCAUCCUAACCCGGAUGCACCAGCUUCGAAAGGAUUCAAGUAUGGCCGAGUCUUAUGGCAGUUUCGAAGAGAGGAAUAA
Cylindrotheca closterium is the source of this 1113-nucleotide messenger RNA. The record is from the annotation of a GenBank genome assembly. NCBI's taxonomy places the organism in Eukaryota, Bacillariophyta, Bacillariophyceae, Bacillariales, Bacillariaceae.